AUGCUGACCCCCUCCAGCCCUCGCCACCCAUCCCUCCUUCUCUUUGCCUUCGUCGUCUGGCUCGGCCUUACCAGUGAAGCAGUCCACGCGCAGGUUGUCGUGACCAUCGAGAACACCAAUCCCCAGAUCUCUUACUUCCCAUCUGUCUGCAACGUCACAGGCGAUCAGACACGUUCCGCUGCUUGCGACGGUCAAUGGCAAAUCCUCCCUCUGGCAGGCGCCUCCAGCGGCUCUGUCACGUCUACGUACGGCCCUUCUCCAGCGACAGAUAACAUCAUCCCACAGCUCUUCCUCGUCCUACGCGGAACGUCCUUUGUCUUGCGCACGUCAACCAGCUCUAAUGCAACCGUCAACGUCACUCUCACUGCCAAUCCUUCACGACUUGAUAUCAGCACCAUAGUAGACUCCUCGCUCGGCAGCGUAUCUGCGGUCGACUUGCCUGUUAACGAAGACCUGACUGUAGCUCUCACGUAUAUACCCAGACCUGAUGGUGCAGUGACACGUUUCGACAUCGAUUCCAUCACAGUCACCGCAGCUGAUAGCAAGUGA
Heterobasidion irregulare TC 32-1 is the source of this 549-nucleotide messenger RNA. RefSeq lists its product as uncharacterized. Bases 1 to 549 code for a protein of 182 amino acids. The record is from RefSeq and is a predicted model, not a curated record. The transcript has 2 exons. NCBI's taxonomy places the organism in Eukaryota, Fungi, Basidiomycota, Agaricomycetes, Russulales, Bondarzewiaceae.